Molecule: messenger RNA, 1028 nt
Organism: Sitophilus oryzae (rice weevil)
Lineage: Eukaryota; Metazoa; Arthropoda; Insecta; Coleoptera; Curculionidae
Product: cytochrome c oxidase subunit 6A1, mitochondrial-like
Exons: 2
Coding region: 54-422 (122 amino acids)
Biological process (GO): mitochondrial electron transport, cytochrome c to oxygen
Cellular component (GO): mitochondrial inner membrane
Molecular function (GO): enzyme regulator activity
Source: RefSeq, a predicted model, not a curated record
GACAGAAAGAAACUCAUAUCAUUGUCAUUACAUCAAAAUUAUACAUAAACGAAAUGUCAGGCAUAUUUGGAAAAAUAUUUACGCGACAUUAUUUCACUACUCCAUCAAUUAGAGCACGCGAAUGUCCAUCCAGACCAUCUGAUUUUGGUCACCAUCCACCAGGAAGUUAUAAAUUUUUCAAAAAAAUAUCGCUGCUUGGAGCUAUUCCAGUUAUAAUUCUUCUGACUGCAUAUAACGUUGCGAAAAAAAGAAUGUGUGAAGAAGGAAGGCCUCCAUUUGUUAAAUACGAAUACAUGUUUAGAAGAACUAAAGCGUUUCCGUGGGGCGAUGGAAAUCAUGGCCUGUUCCAUAAUCCGAAAGUGAAUGCUUUACCAGAAGGCUAUGAAGACGAAAUAGAAGAAAUGGAAGGAGAAGAUUGCUAAUCAAUAAUUUAGCUAGAAAUGUUAGGUGCUAUAGUUAGAAAACAAACCAAAUAAAUUACUGUACUACUACUAUGUCUAAACGUCAACGUUUCGGUCAGAAGUACCACUGACCGUUAUCAAGUGUGAACUAAACUAAAUCCUAAAACUACUGAGCUUAUAUACUAGAGCCGAGCAUUCACCCGUGAAUUUGUUCGGUGCAGUCAAGCUUGAGGUUUUGGUGAACACCUGCAUUGGAGCGUUUUAUGAGUGGUUGCCAUAUUGUUGAAAUUUCCAUACUUGAAUUGCUAAAGCUUUUAUUAUAGUUAGAAAUAAAUACGGCCCCUUUAAAUUUACGCUUUUUCCAAUGGGGUUCUUUGUGGACAACCCGGGCUUUCGACCAUUUGAUGUGGUGGUGCUUGGACCACACAUAAUCUGCAAAGCCCGACUUCAUUGUUUCACCUCUUUGCGUAUGUUAGUUUUAGGAUUUAGUUUAGUUCCCACUUGGUCAGUGAUACUUCUGGCCGAAACGUUGUGGAGCAAUUAAAUUGUACUCUACUGCAUAUACUGCCAUUACUACCAUGGGUUUUAUAAAGAUCUACUUGAAAAUAUACACACAUCAAUGAAUAA